This is a messenger RNA of Caenorhabditis elegans, 333 nucleotides long. It is a transcript of the gene Y57G11A.5, whose product is annotated as RRM domain-containing protein. The coding region runs from base 1 to 333 and encodes 110 amino acids. The transcript is spliced from 3 exons. Gene Ontology annotation, molecular function: nucleic acid binding; RNA binding. Gene Ontology annotation, cellular component: nucleus. The record is from RefSeq and is marked reviewed. NCBI's taxonomy places the organism in Eukaryota, Metazoa, Nematoda, Chromadorea, Rhabditida, Rhabditidae.
AUGUCCGUAAUUCCACAAAAUCGAAAACGAAAAAGAAAUGUUGAAAAUCGACAGGUUUACGUCGGAAAUAUGCCAUUUGAUGCUACUGAGAAAGAGAUUGAAGCAGUGUUUUCCGUGAUGGGACCGAUUAAAUCGAUUUGGAUGGCAAAAAGGCCACCUGGAUUCGCAUUUGUUACAUUUAAGCGGACUGUUCAUGCAUUUGACGCUGUGAAAUAUCUUAAUGGAAAAAAGAUCUGUGAUUUGGAAGCAAAAGUCGAGAUGUGUGAGGUAGAUUUCAAAGAGGAUUUGAGAAGGAGAAUGGAGUUGGAGAACUUGAAGAGACAAAAUAUUUAA